Molecule: messenger RNA, 1407 nt
Organism: Bathycoccus prasinos
Lineage: Eukaryota; Viridiplantae; Chlorophyta; Mamiellophyceae; Mamiellales; Bathycoccaceae
Exons: 1
Coding region: 1-1407 (468 amino acids)
Source: RefSeq, a predicted model, not a curated record
AUGACGAAGAAGAACAGGGGCUUCGACCCGUUGCGUUUGGGUGGUGCGAACGGUAAGAAAGAGGCUUCUUUGUUGCAAACGAGGCGACGACCGUUUUUGCGAUUCGAGGUUGGAGAACGUUUGGAGUUUUCUUGUUUCGUCGGUGGCAACUUCGAGGAGGAGCAUCAAAUCACCGGGCGAGUCGUUGGCGUGCACGUGAAAUGUAACAACGUGAAUUGCGAGGUCGUGCAUCCGUAUAAGGCGGAAGUUGACGAGGAGUUUCGCGCUUUGCUCGGGUAUAAAUUUUAUCUCAUCCGUGACGACACGAACGAAAGCUGUCGCUUGGAAAACACGGGGUGCUACAAAAGCAAGAGGAGACCAAAGUUGAGAUUUGAGGUUGGCCAACGGGUGCAAGCGAGAGUGGUUUCGUUUUCAGAUCCAACGAGUAAUAUGUGGGAGACUGGAACGAUAGUGGAACACUGGACUCGACCCCCGGGUUUUGAUAUCUCGGAUGGGUGCGCUUUGCCGUACAAGAUUCGCAUUCACGACGUGUCAAAAAAUGACGUGCGAGACGGUGCCGAUUUUGUUUGCGCCGAUUUCGACGCAGACAGUUGCGUGAGAGAAGAAGUAAGGGCAACAAUUGGACCACCGACGACGUUGGCGACGUUAUUGUUGGAGAUACCAGAUCUUUUCGAGAAUGAAAUAAUUUGGCGGUUAACCACCGGCGAUUUGAAGCGAUUUGCGUUGAGCUCGAAGAAGUGUUACGAGAGAGUGAAACGAUCGUUUAAUACGUACGAGUUUGAGGAUUUGACUCUGGAGAAGCUUCAAGAAGGACCGAGUCCACUUAUGGAUUUGUUUGAGAAAGAGGAGAACAAAGAUUUGCUCGCGAAAGUCGUGUCAUUCCUGAAUCCGACAGACGUGAAAUUCGCGUGUUUGGCGACGAAAACAAUGUUGACAGGUUUGAAAGGAACCGGAUGGCAAGUGUCCUCGCAUCGAAACGGCACGUUCCCAGACUCUCGAGUGAUGACCCCUGAUCACGGUGUCUGGUUCAUUCACGAGUUUUCUUCAGUAACUACCCUGAAAAAGUUCUUCGAAAGAUUCUUCGAUCCUGAAAUUUACGCAAACACGGGUCGUAUCUUCGACAGCGUUUGGGUAGGUUUAUGUGUCAUUGGGAGGAUGGAACUCGUCGACUGGUGGAGGAACGAAAAAAUUUGUGCCGAGAAUAACUGGAACUGGCACCCAGUGGCUCCAAUAAUUGCCAGACAGGAAGGACACGAAGAGUUUGCGAAAGCGUUGAUCGACCGCGGAUGUAGUGAUGGUCCGAUACCCGAACGAUUUCGCUGUUGUAUGAACUGUCCUCGCGCGGCAUAUCAUUUGACCGCCACCGAUGAUAGUGAUGAAGAGGAGGAAAGUGAAGAGGAGGAGUGA